AUUAACCCGUCAGACCACCUCUGCUCCACACCGCAGACGACACCAUCUCAGAACCCAACAAAAAGCCUCCAGAUUUGGUUGUGUGAUGGCUGCGGUUUGGCGUCGUGUGGUGUUGUUGGCGGUGCUGACGUGUGUGUGUCUGUGGGGCUCCACUGAGGGUAUUGGGGGGGCUAAGAGUCGACCGCGACCCCAAAGACGACCUCGCAAGAAACCAAAGAUCGAGCCUGUUGACCAGAUCGUUCCUGCACAGAAUAUCGACCUACAACAGAUGAGCGGAACAUGGUACCUGCUGAAUACUGCCUCCAAGUGUUCAUACCUGGUAAAACAUGGAACCAAGGUUGAGCCCACAGUUAUGGUCCUCAGUGCUCCAUCUGACCAAAAACUGACGGUUAGCACAAAAACACGACAUAAUCAUCAGUGUUGGGAGAUCCGGCAGGUUUACCAUCUCACUACCACUCCAGGACGCCUCACACUCAAAGGUCUUCGUCCGGAACUUAACACAGAGAUCAUAAUUGGAGACACCGAUUACAGCUCGUACGCCGUUGUGUAUUAUCAGAAACGCGGCGAAAUGACCUUGAAGCUGUACGGUCGGUCUGUAGAUAAUCUCUCAGAGCCAGUGCUGACAAAAUUUGAGCAACUUGCAGAAAAACAAGGAUUCGGACUCGCCUUCCUGUUCCCGUUCCCUACCUACAGUCACUGUGGCCUGGUGGACGAGGACCACGUCAUCAGUAAGUUCAGAUCACUUUUUAUUGAAUCCAGUCCUAGAGCACAGGACGUGGUGCCUCCAUUCAAACCUCCAGCGUUGGCUAGUGGAGGCCAGCUGAGCAGUAACAGGACUGUGUUCCAUCAUGUUGAAGAAGCAGAGGAUCUCCUGAAAAUGUGA
Molecule: messenger RNA, 883 nt
Organism: Thalassophryne amazonica
Lineage: Eukaryota; Metazoa; Chordata; Actinopteri; Batrachoidiformes; Batrachoididae
Gene: c8g
Product: complement component 8, gamma polypeptide
Exons: 8
Coding region: 86-883 (265 amino acids)
Biological process (GO): complement activation
Cellular component (GO): membrane attack complex
Source: RefSeq, a predicted model, not a curated record